AUGGACUUGUUACGCACUCUGCUAGACCCCGAUGCAUGGGGAGUCACCCAGCCGAGUGAUGCAACCCCGAUCCUUCCCUCACUGCGGGCAUCCACCUACACUGCUCGCACUGCCGACGGACUCGGCCAGCUCUACGGUUUGGAAACGGCUCAAAUCGAGAUAUCACCUCCCAAGCAAUCGCCUGAAGCUUUCCGCGCUAUCAUCAAGGACGCUCGGCGUGACCAUCCCAUCCUACGACUACCUCGAUCAUGCGACACGCAAGCUGAUUGCAAUGUCGCUGUAGUUGAAGAGGAUGAAAGGGUCGGAGUGUACUCCGGGAGCGCUCAGACGGUUGAUGCAGCCAUUGGAUCAUGGAAACUCAGACCGCGAGGCUCUACACCACUAGCGAUGAGGCGCGUCGAGAACGGGAGAAGCGACUCGUUUGAGAUACGCCCGAGGACAUCUGUGAAGUGCGCGAACCCUGCGCAAGGAUCUCGACUUGUCCUCUGCCUCCACGAGAUGCCUUCACCAUCGAUAUACUGCAAGUCUUCCCCGAUGCUUCCCGUGCCAUACACGCCAACAUACCAGCCCACCACUCCCGAAUGGCACACCUACGUUCAGUCGGGUCCUGCACCCGCGUCCCGUCCGUUGCCAGAGCAUUGGGACGUUGCUGUCAAUGACACCGAUGCGGGCUCCGUGGCAUCUAACGCGCUGCGUGUAGGAUAUGGUCUAUUCUCGGCGAUUCCAUCCCCGAACGCUCACGAAGGAUCCGACCAAGGUCGGACUGCGCAGUAUGCAGCUGUGUAUAUACCAUAUCACGAUAGCCCCUCCUUCCUCCGACCUCAGUCCUUCAUCCAGACUCCGGAACAACGGAGCCUGACUCAAUAUUCUCGGCCAGCUUCGCCGAACUUCUCGCCAUCGUUCGGCCAUUCACCGGGUUUCUACAGUACUAUCGUCAAUUCUGUCCGGCGCGAAGAUCCUGUUUUCGAUGUUACUUUCCUGAAUCAUGGUCGCAUGUCUUCUCCGUAUGGGGAUCUUGUCUACAACUACAGUACUGCUUUCCUGCAGCAAGACGAUACCGCCCAUCGGAGCCUUCUAGGUGAAUUCAGUCAGCCGGAGAAGGCUUCUGCGCAAACGGAAGGAGACAACUGGCACCGCACUGAGUUGGAUAGACAGAUGGAGUAUAUUCUUCGUCAAUCAUCUUGA
Messenger RNA from Peniophora sp. CBMAI 1063, 1185 nucleotides. The record is from the annotation of a GenBank genome assembly. Lineage: Eukaryota; Fungi; Basidiomycota; Agaricomycetes; Russulales; Peniophoraceae.